Messenger RNA from Acipenser ruthenus (sterlet), 1585 nucleotides. RefSeq names its product metalloproteinase inhibitor 2-like. The transcript is spliced from 5 exons. Gene Ontology annotation, cellular component: extracellular matrix. Bases 165 to 827 code for a protein of 220 amino acids. Gene Ontology annotation, molecular function: protease binding; metalloendopeptidase inhibitor activity. NCBI's taxonomy places the organism in Eukaryota, Metazoa, Chordata, Actinopteri, Acipenseriformes, Acipenseridae. Gene Ontology annotation, biological process: negative regulation of endopeptidase activity; negative regulation of membrane protein ectodomain proteolysis. The record is from RefSeq and is a predicted model, not a curated record.
UCCUUCUGUCAGACUGAAGCACCAGUGCAAGAAGAACCAGUGGGCUGAGAAGGUGUUUUUACUGCAGCACUGUAGCUUUCAGCAGCAGUUUCUACCUUGAAGAAGGACUGAGAAGUGAAUAGCGUGCAGAUUUGCUUAGAGGAAAGAGAUCUGUGUACUGCAUCAUGAGUACUGUUCCUGGCUUGCUGUCCCUUGUAUUGCUUCUACUGACCCUAAGACUUCAGGAGCUGGUGGAGGCAUGCAGCUGUGCUCCAGCACACCCUCAACAAGCUUUCUGCAACUCUGAAAUAGUAAUUCGGGCCAAAAUUGCUGGUGAAAAGAUGGUCUCUCCCAGCAACAGCUCCUUGUCCCACUUCAAGAUGAUCCAGUAUGAAAUCAAACUAGUAAAGAUGUUUAAAGGCUUUGAAAAGUUCAAGGAUAUCCAGUAUGUGUACACCCCUCCUUAUUCAUCGCUGUGUGGUGUAAAGCUUGAAGCUAAUAACAAGGCCCAAUAUCUCCUGUCAGGCAGGGUGUGGGAGGAUGGGAGAGUUAUGAUUGGCCUGUGUGAUUUCAUUGAGCCCUGGGACAACCUGUCAAUGUCACAAAAGAAGAGCCUCAAUCACAGAUAUGAAAUGGGCUGUGAUUGCAGAAUUUCCAGAUGCUACACUUUGCCCUGCUCCACCACCGCAGAGAAUGAGUGCCUUUGGACGGACUGGCUGACAGAUAAGAGCCUGAAUGGGCACCAGGCCAAGCACUUUGCCUGCAUCAAGCGCACCGAUGGCUCCUGCAGCUGGUACCGAGGAGGCUCUCCCCCGGAGAAAGAGUUCAUGGACAUUUCAGACCCUUAAACCCAAUCAGCUCUCAAGAGAAGAGACACAAAGGUGAUGCUUGUAGUCAGAUCUGCCGCAAAACCGGUCCACUCUGCAUAAAGGAACUCUUGUGGUUCAAUGCAUUCCUUUAAUUCUAAAGCACAACUGUCUGCCUAUCCACCGUUGUGAAUGUACAAGAAUAAAGACCUGAAGAUACACCUUGCUGCAGUCUAGUAAUAUGUGUGAGAUUUAAAAUAAUAAAGAUAAACUAAAAGGCAAGUCACAGUUAAAAUUAUUCAGCAAUCUAUGAAAUACAUUUUGUAAGAAUCUUUUUUUUUAUGAGUAAAUCCCAAUUUCUGUAUACUGUGUGAUGAGAAUGUAUAUAUUUGUAUUCUUAUUAUUAACAAUGUAAAGAUUAACAGCACAAAUGGUAUAAACAAAUAGACACAGCAUCUUUGUAGUGUUUAUAUUUACAGGGUCUCAGUUUAGAUAUUUGUCAUUGCAUUUCCAUAUUCAGUCAUUAAUGAUGGGCUAGUCAAUAAAAGGCACUUCUUAUAUAAUGUCACCUUUCCUGAUAUUGUGCUUUGUAAAACAUUACUCUCUUGCCAAAAAAGCUAAAACAAGCCUUUAAUAGACGCAUCUGUACAUGUAAUAACCAUGGCUGUCAAGUUUCUGUAGAAAACUGUUUUAUACAAAAACUAUGUUUCUAUGUGUAUUUAUGUUUCGCUGUAGUGGAUUUUUUUUUUUCUAUCCUGUCAUGCCAAAAAAAUUGUUUAUAAAAGUCAUUCAAUACAGUA